GAUGAGGAGUCAGUUUGUCUUAACGUCAUCGCAUCAGAGCUUAUUCCUGAUCAUCUACAUUAUAUUCUGAACUCUUUCCUAUCGCAUUCUCCUCACUGGCAUAGAUAUUUUUAAAAUUCCAUAUUUGGUAAUUAUUUUCAAUAACUGCGUAAAUUGCAAUUGUAGGUAACGUUAAGUAUUCUACUUAGAGACAAUAUUCAACAGCUGCGCUGCAGCUGGUUGUUUAAUGCCUUUCUCAGUCCUCUACUUCAUCCUCAACAUUUACAAGUGAAUAUUAAACUGAUCCAAAGCUUUCAUCGGCUUCCUUUGGAGAAAACCAAAUGAAAAUUUGCUCAAAAUAUUUACAUUUAUCAAUCGUGAGCUUAUAUACAUAAGUUGUAAAGUGGAGUGAUAUUAUCAAGAAACUUGGAAGGCUUUAGGUGUAACACUGAAAAAGAACUUCGAGUUUGAUGCCGACAAUUUACGAAAUCCAACGAUAGAAUUAUGCCUGUUGUUACUUGAAGGAAAAGCAAACAGCAACUGCUUCGAAUUGAAUGAAAUAUAGACCUUAAGUAGUGAAAAUGACCAACUCCACGAGCAAGGAAUCUUUAUUGAAGCAACAUCUCCAGUCAUUCCAACAGAUACCAACGAACAACAUUUAUACAAGAAAACCUCAAGAGAGUGCGUCUUCUAAACAAAAGAUGCCACGACCGAUACUGCCCCCUAUUACACAUAAGGGACAAGAGCGAUAUGAAUGGAAAUGUUUACACGACUCUUACAUGUGGACGCUAGCUCGUACGUACAGUGUAAAAGACAUGAGAAGAUGCAUUCGUAAUCGUUACAUGGAUAUUUUACUACGUGAAGGCAGUAAAGGCUUCCAUUCUCCACACACUAUCCAAGCUUAUGCAGGUUCUAUAUCCGCCGCUCUUUAUAAAGAUUCAAGAAUGAUCGAAAAGAGUAAAACUCCAGACAAAUUCGAUAUUUUAUUCAAGAGAAAAUCGAAAUCUCAUUCUACAGAUACAGAAGGUGGUGCUACUUCAGACAAUAAUAAUUAUUCUAAGUUAAACUCAUCGCACAGGAAUUCUAGUAUCGUGCGAACUAAUGCCAGGAGACAGAUUCCACGAAUUAACCAACAACAUACAGGAAAAGGGAAUUCAGAAACGAAUGUUUUGAAACCUAAGCCACUUGAAAAUUGUCCUCUUCCAGAAAAGGGCACUACAGGGAGACGUCGGAAAGGUCGUGGAAACUUUGACAGAGGGAAAAGUCAGAUUGAAAAAGAACAAGGAUCAGAAAAAGAAGAGAUGGAGGGUCAAACGACAGGGAAGGAAGAAGAUAACCUAACAAAUACUUCCAAUUCCAACCAACCUGUAGAGAAAACUAAUAACAGAACAAACUUCCCACGUGGAAUUUCUGAACGAAACCCUAACAAGAAUAAAGGUCGUAAAAGAACAGCCAAAGAUGAAACAGUCACAGUAGAUGUUGAAGAAGAGAAACAUCAACCGAGAGAUGAUUCCAAAGUAAAUGAUUAUAGUGCGAAAGAUAAAAUCGCAGGGAAAAAAGAUGUAAACACACGUGAAAAUAUCAAACAGACUAAAAGGAAGGAAAAAUUAAAAAAGAAAUCGAAUAAAAAUACUGAAGUUCUAAGAAAAAGUAGCAAGACUGUUGAUUCCCAGUUACCCGAAUAUUCUAAACAAAACGAUGACGCUGACCCAGAUAUAAAAAAUACUCAAACUGGUAAGAACGAUAUGAACAAUGAAGAAACCGUUGAUAAUUAUUCCAAUAGUAAUGAAGAGAAAAAUAAAGAAUCAAUGGUAAGACAAUCACCAGUUGAUGUAAAUGUAAAUAAACAAAGUGAAGUAGUUUCUGUAAAUGAGAGUAACGCUGAAGGCAAGGAUGAUAGUGGAAAUGCCGACAAUUUUUCAAAUAAUACUGAAAAGGAGGAAAGUAAAUCAGAGGUUACAAAUGACCCAAUUAUAGAUACUACUUCAGCUGACGUAAAUAAAACAGACCAAGAGAAUGUUAAAACGAGUGAAGAAGAAAAGCAUACAUCUGACAAUGAAGAUAUGAAAUCUGAAACAUCUCGAGACAAUGUUAAUGCUACGCACACUAGUGAUAGAUUUAGUCCACAAAAAUCUAACGAAAAAGUAGAUGACGUCUCAGAAUCAUCUACUGUGGACUUAAAGCAAACUCCAGAGUUAAAAACCAGAGAGUCCAAUGAAAAUAUCAAUAUUAAUCAAGAGAAGGAACAAGAACAAUUUCCAGUUGACAAUGAACCUAACUCUGUAGAGAGGAAAUCUGAUUCCAUAUUAGAAAGAAAUACUCCUAAGAAGUAUACAGAAACUGAUGAAGAAAACGGUGAGACUUUGGAUAAUUCUCCAUCACUUCAUAACACUUCCGUAGAUGAUGAUGAUGGUGAUGAUGUGAAUAGACUUGCUGCUUACCAAAAGGAAGUUAUUAAUGAUGUUCAGGAAAGAGACAAUGAGACAAAAACCAAGGAUGCAGGUGGUGAUACUGAUAUGAAUGAAAUGGAACUUACAGCUGAGAAUCUUACAGAUGAUAUUGAUGUAACUGAUGCUGCAAAAACUGAUAAUGAAAAUGGACGUUCGGACAGCAAUUUGCCCGAUAAGAUAAUUGCAAAGGAUUCUAUGAGUGAAAAUGUGAUAACUAAUGCAGAACAGCCAACAGAAGAGACAAGUACAGCAGCUGAAGUUAUCGACAGUGAUUCAAAUGUUUCUAGAGAUGUAAAUAUUGAUAAUAAUGCAUCUAAACAUUCAGAUGAUAAUGCUGUCUCUGAUACUGACACUAUCAAUAACAACACAAAUACUGUAGUUGAUGAAGGGGUCGAUACGAAAGCUGUUGAUGACGGAAAUAUUUCCCACCAAACUGAUAAAGACUUAGUCACUGAUAUAUCUGAAGACACUGCUGUAACAGGUGAUAUUCAAAACUCCAAUGAUUUGGGAGACGUCACACCUGACAGUGUAAGCUUAGUCCGUAGUAAUGUGAAUUCAGACAAGGCAAGACGAGAUUCCCUUCAAGAAAAUGAUGUCCCAUCUCACUUUAACAGUGAAGAUGGAGUAGAAAAUGAAACAAAUGACAUAGAAAAGAACUUUAAUGAUGGUUCCAGAAACACGAGAAAUGAUGAAUAUAAUGAAGACUCCUCAAAUGAAAUACCAAAUAAUGUACCCCAAAAGCCUAUUGCUGACAGCAAUAAAGAGACCAGUGAUAUAAAUGCAAAUAAUGGUCAAAAUAGCCAGUCUAAAGAACAGAAAAAUAUUUCUAAUGGAGAAAGUGUUGAUAACUUUAUAGAUGAUAGAUAUGAAACGUUGAACCCUUCUGUUAACAAUGGAAACCGACUUGAAGACAAUUCGCCAGCGAUGACGAGUUUCGUCGAAAAUAACGACAGAAAAUCUGGUGAAACUAGUAAAAUGGAUGAAAGUGAUAACAUUUUAAACGCAGAUGUGGAAAAUACCGAAAACGAUGAUGUUACAUAUAGUAAAAAUGGGAACUUUCAGAACGAGAAUGUUGGCGGAAUCGAAGUUUUAUCUGAUACUGCUCGAGAUAAAUCUGGAACUCCUGACGUGCUUGAUAACAGCAAUGACAGUUUGAGAAUCGCUGAUACAGAAGACAAUACUCAGAACAUAAAUGAAGAUAAAACAUCCCUACGCGAGAAAAACGAUAUUAGGACCGAGAAAACUGAGCUUGAUAACAUGACCUCUGACUGUGAAGGCUUCGUUGCUGCAGAUAGCAAAACUCAAGACCAACAUAGUUCUUCUUGUGUAGAAGAACGUGAUAAUGAUGAAAAUAAUGAUGGAGAUGUAGAUGGUGACGGUCACAGAAGGGAUGAUGAUGCUGUUGAUGAUGACAAUGGUAAAGGAGGUGAUGUUACUGAGAGAAGUAGAGAAACUAUUAGUUUAACUAGAGACAAUAAUGAAACGAAUGAUGAUGUAAAUAUCGCGGAGGACGGUUCUACGGAACCUGACGUUGGUGACAGUGUAGAAGUUAAACCGAGUAACGAUGGAGAUGUGCAGAAUACAAGAACAAACUCAGAGAGUACGAUUAAAGAUGUCAUAUAUAGUAACGGUAGCCCAACCGAAGGUGGUGAGGCUAACGGAAGCACUGUAAAUGUUGCAGAGACUAUUGCUGCAAAUACUGAUGAUAACACAGUAAAAAGGCGUGACAGCAGAGAUGGUGGUGGUAAUGAUGUCUCACAGGAAGUUUCAAUGAGUAUUGAUGAAGAUGGCAAUGUUAAUAAAGUUACAGGAAGUACUACAUUAGCUGGUGAUGUUAAUAAAGAUGCAGUCGUAGAGAAGAAUGCUAUUGAAGAUAAUGUUAGCAAUGGUGAAUCGGAUGUUACAGGGAAGGCUACUGAUAACGAUAGCAUUAACACUGCUUCGGUAGGAAUUAUAGAUAGUGCUACUACUGACAAUAUUGCCGACAAGACUGAGUUUUCUACUGUAGAUGAAGAUGAUACCAAUGCUACAUCAGAAGUUACAGAGAGUAAUCCUGUUGAUGGUGACACAAACCUUCUUGCUUCAGGGGUUACAAAAACUACUCCUGGAGAUGAAAAUGUGAACAAUGAUGUAAUGAAAGUUACAGACAGUCAUAAUGUAGACAGUGAUGAAGCGUAUGCUGACAAACGAGUGACGGACAGUAAUACUGAGCACAAUAGUGAUAAUGAUAAAUCAACAGAGAAUAUGAACAGUACUGCAAAGGAUGAGGACGGUAACCUUGUCCCACCGAUAAUUACAGACAGAAAUAAUGGAGACGGUGAAACUAACGUCAGCGCGGAGGAAGAUAUGCAGAACGCUAAAGAGGUUAGUGAUGUCAAUAAUGCAGUAGAGAAUGAAGGGUCUAGUAGUGAUGAUAAAAAUAUCGGCUGAGGAAGAAGAGUGAGCUACUGACACUAUAUCAAGGUACUAUCAUCAUUUUGCUGGGAAUUGUAAAAGUUAAAAAAUAAAAGAGCGGAAUUUGUAUAUUCGGAGUAGAACCAAAAUACUUGAACAUGUAUUUUUACGUAAGAAAACAUUUCCUUAUGCGGUCAUUUGUAAUUUUCACAACAUUGAAUACAUAAAAAAAAAUGAAAAAGAAUAUGUUGAUUCAUAAAUAUUGGUGAUAAAUUUUGUGAAAUCCUUGCCUUAUCCAUCCAUAGACUAAUUUAGAAACAUUGUAUUGGUCAGAAAUAGUAAGUUCCCAAGGAGAAUGAAAGAAAAGGGGAACGCGAUUAUGAUGGACAAGAGAAGAUGGCGUCCAAUACUUUCAUGUAUGACUUAACUCAAAUAUGACGUAAUACAAAAUUCAGUAGUAAAUAUGUCAACUUUAAAACUGAUUUCCAACGAAACGUGACUUGUCAUACGUUAUGAAUAAUUGACCUGUUGUUUCCUGUUUAAAAAAAAUGUUAAUUUA
Molecule: messenger RNA, 5382 nt
Organism: Octopus sinensis (East Asian common octopus)
Lineage: Eukaryota; Metazoa; Mollusca; Cephalopoda; Octopoda; Octopodidae
Product: protein PFC0760c-like
Exons: 7
Coding region: 561-4859 (1432 amino acids)
Source: RefSeq, a predicted model, not a curated record